AUGAAUGGACGAAUUAUGCAUGCAACAAUUGUUGAUGAUCAAGAGGUUAAUGAUCCUGCAAUUGAUACGGUACCAAAAUCGAUGCAAUUCAAUGAAUCCUGCGAAAAAUAUCGUUGUCUUUGUAAUUGUUUCCAUAUAAAAACUGGAGCUCUUAUUGUUGCUGGUACAGAACUUUUAAUGCUGCUAAUAUUUCUCAUUAAUUCGCUAUUGAUAAUUGUGGAAGAAAACAGUGAAUAUGAGAAAAUCACAGGUACAUUUGAUAAAUAUGUGAUGCAAUCAUUUUUCGCAUCAAUCAUAGGUAUCGGUGUUAGUUUUUUAGCAGUCGUUUUACUUUUUAUUGGACUAAUCCGUAAUAUUGCUGCAUUUCUGAUACCACAUCUUAUCACACAGGUGAUUGUAAUGAUAAUGCUUACAUUUGGCUUAACAUGUGGUAUUAUUGCAUUUACUACAAAUACAACGAUAUUUUAUCGAUUGAUGAAUGCAGCACCAUUUAAGGAACAUCCCGGUACUACUACUGUUGCAUUGAAUACUCAAACUACUGCACGAUUUAUCACUAUUUUCAUCCUUUACCUUAUUUGUCUUAUAUUACAGGAACGAUGCCGAUACAUGCAUUAUUGUCUUGCAUUUAGUACACCGAUGCAAACAUUGAUCUUCCGAUGA
This is a messenger RNA of Acanthocheilonema viteae, 660 nucleotides long. The record is from the annotation of a GenBank genome assembly. Lineage: Eukaryota; Metazoa; Nematoda; Chromadorea; Rhabditida; Onchocercidae.